This is a messenger RNA of Helicoverpa zea (corn earworm), 5501 nucleotides long. It is a transcript of the gene TppII, whose product is annotated as tripeptidyl-peptidase 2. Gene Ontology annotation, molecular function: serine-type endopeptidase activity; tripeptidyl-peptidase activity. Lineage: Eukaryota; Metazoa; Arthropoda; Insecta; Lepidoptera; Noctuidae. Gene Ontology annotation, biological process: proteolysis. Bases 1 to 4035 code for a protein of 1344 amino acids. The record is from RefSeq and is a predicted model, not a curated record. Gene Ontology annotation, cellular component: cytosol. The transcript is spliced from 26 exons.
AUGCCAGCCGUAAUAAUGAAGAAACUGGGCAGAAUUUCGUACCACAUUUUAACAAAAUAUCAGAAUUUCCACAGUAACAAGUUCGGAAUUCGAAUGACAGUGAACUGUGUGUUACCAGAUUUUCACACGAAAAGUUGCCACUGCCAGCAACGACAAUGUGACCAAAAUAUUGUAAAGGAAAAGUUUGUAAAUAAUGAAGAAGCAUUAGUUAUCGGGUCAUCAAAAAUGGCAGACGCACCGAUCGACUGUGAUUUCCCCGUUUGGGGAUUAAUGCCGAAAAAAGAGACGGGCGUCGUCUCAUUUAUCAACAAGCAUCCAGAAUAUGAUGGAAGGGGCACCAUUAUUGCUAUUUUGGAUUCGGGUGUCGACCCAGCAGCGACUGGUCUUGAGGUGACCAGCACAGGAGAGAAGAAGGUUAUCGAGAGGUACGACUGCAGUGGCUGCGGUGAUGUGGACACCAGCACUAUCAUUAAGAAAGUCACCGAUGGGUGCAUUACCGGCCUCACGGGCCGUAAACUAAAGAUUCCUGACUCUUGGAAGAACCCAUCGGGAGUAUGGAGAGUGGGUGUCUUAUACCCAUAUAGCUUAUAUCCUGUAAAGUUGAAGGAGCGCAUGCAAGAGCACCGCAAGACACAUGACUGGGAUGUCAACUAUAAACCUGCCUUCGCUGAGGCCAACAAGAAUUUACAAGACUUUGAAACUGAUGUUGUGGCAAAGAACCCGGUGUUGAGCCCUGAGGAUAAAAUACUGAAAGAGGAACUGGAAGCCAGGGUAGAAGUAUUGCAAACAGCUGAGAAGAAGUACAAUGAUGUUGGCCCUACUUAUGACUGUGUGCUCUUCCAUGAUGGAACUGUGUGGAGAGCAUGCAUCGACACGACAGAGUCAGGCGAGCUGUCGAGCGGCGUGGUGCUGGGCGAGUACAGCCGCACGCACGAGCACACGCACCUCACGCCCUUCGACGAGAUGACUGUCAGCAUCAACGUGCACGAUGAUGGCAACACCCUGGAGGUUGUUGGCAUGUGCUCAACUCACGGUACACACGUAGCGGCAAUCGCAGCUGGUUACUACCCUGAGGCUCCCGAAUUAAACGGAGUGGCUCCCGGAGCUAAAAUAGUGUCCUUAACCAUUGGGGACAGUCGCCUAGGGUCCAUGGAGACUGGCACAGCCCUCGUGAGGGCUUGCAUCAAGAUCAUGGAGCUCAGUAAAACUAUGAAGAUCGAUGCCAUCAAUAUGAGCUACGGUGAACACGCGCAUUGGUCUAAUGCUGGACGAGUGGGCGAGAUAAUAUGCGAAGUAGUGAACCGCUACAAGGUGUCGUGGGUGGUGUCGGGCGGCAACCACGGGCCCGCGCUCUGCACCGUCGGCGCGCCGCCCGACAUCGUGCAGCCCAUACUUAUAGGCGUGGGCGCGUACGUGUCCCCGGAGAUGAUGUCGGCGGCGUACUCCAUGCGCGCGCGGCUGUGCGGCGGCGCCUUCAGCUGGAGCUCGCGCGGGCCCGCCGCCGACGGCGCCGCCGGCCUGUCGGUCUGUGCUCCUGGCGGGGCUGUGGCGGCCGUCGCUAGAUUUACACUAAGACAAUCACAACUUAUGAACGGUACUUCAAUGGCUGCUCCACACGUCGCCGGAGCAGUAGCAAUGUUAAUGUCGGGUCUGAAGGCGCAAGACAUACCAUACUCACCGUACUCCAUCAAGCGAGCGUUAGAAAACUCUGCUACAUAUCUAUCUCAUGUGGAACCUUGGGCACAGGGGUGUGGAUUACUCAAUGUUGAGAAGGCCUUCGACAUCCUCUGCAAGUACCACGACCAGCCCGAACGUGACGUGACAUUCUCCAUCCAGUGCGGAGCCUCCAAUGCUAAAGGCAUCCUGCUGCGGCCGCAGCACGACGACGCUCCCAAAGACAUCGGCGUCACUGUGGAGCCGCAGUUCCUGCACGACCAUCACGAUAUGGAGAACAAGACCCUGAUCCCGAAGCAGAUCGCAUUCGGUGUCCGACUGGCGCUGUCGUGUGACGACGCGUGGCUGUCGGCCGCCAAGCAUCUCGACAUGAUGAACGCCUCCAGGCCUAUCACUGUGAGAGUUGAUACCACUGGCUUACCGCCGGGACCGCAUUUUACUAGUAUAAAAGCGUACGACGUGUCGUGCAUCGAGAAGGGCCCUGUGUUCCGUGUGCCGGUGACGGUGCUGCAGCCGCAGCCGCUGCGGGUACAGGCACCAGCUCCACCAUGCUUACACGAGAAGAACGUGCUCUUCAGGCCCGCUACUAUCGUCAGGCAUUUUGUUAUACCACCUCAGGAAGCUACAUGGGCAGUGCUGAAGAUCUCAACAGAGAGCAAGGAGAAGACAGGCCGGUUCCUCAUUCACACCAUGCAGUUGUUGCCCAAGAGGAGUUGCAGGUGCCACGAGAUGCAGAAGAUGAUCAAUGUCACGGCUGAAACUCCUACGAUAUUACCCUUCCAGAUUGUGGGCGGUGUAACACUAGAAGUAGUGAUCGCAAAGUACUGGGCGAACAUAGGCGACGUGGUAGUGGACUACUCCGUAGAGUUCCACGGGCUCAAGCCGGACUUCGGGUCGCGGCUGGCGAUGGGCGCCGCGGACGGCGUGCGGGCGGUGCGGCUGCGGGCGCUGCGCCAGCAGGACGUGCUGCCCACCGCUACGCUCAAGUACCAGGAGCCUGUGCUCAGGCCCACAGAAUCGAAACUGACGCCACUAACGGCGCGUGACGUCAUCCCGCCCAGUCGACAGAUCUACCAACUAAUAAACACAUACAACUUCCAUAUCGCUAAGGCUACAGAGGUAUCGCCAAUAAUCUCGUUGCUAAGCGACAUGCUGUACGAGUCGGAGUUCGAGUCGCAGAUGUGGAUGCUGUACAACAGCAACAAGCAGCUCAUGAUGACCGGAGAUGCUUACCCUAGCAAAUACACAAUAAAACUAGAGAAAGGCGACUACACCCUGAGACUGAACAUUCGUCACGAGAACAAGUCUCUGCUGGAGAAGCUGCAGGACUUGCCCGCCAUCAUACAGCAGCGGCUGCAGCAACCCAUCACGCUGGACGUCUACUGUUCACCCUCACUGGCGAUCACAGGCGGAAAGAAGUUCACAUCAGGCCCUCUGCCAAGUGGGCACAUAUUACCAGUUUACUUUACACCAGUGCCUGCAGAUAAGAUCAGUCGCUCCAACCUGAGCAUAGGGCAGACACUGUCCGGUUCAGUAACGUUCGCGAAGGACGAGCUGGGCCGCAAGGUGGACACGUACGGCGUCAGCUACGUGCCGUGCGAGCCCGCCAAGCGCAGCCAGCCGCCCAGGGACAAGGACAAGGCCAAGCCGCAUGACGACUACAUGGACGCCGUCAAGGACUUCACUACUAACUGGCUAGCUAAGUUAGAGGGCGACAAGCUGGAGCAGGUGUACGAGGAGCUGGUGGAGAAGUUCCCCGGCUACCUCGGCGCCCACGUCGCCUACCUGCACGCGCUCGACUCGCCCACUGAUGCCAAGAAACUACCUCAUGCAAACGAAGACCCCGACGUGACGACGGCGUGGUGUGAACAACUUAUUACUAUAUCUGAAAAGGUCAUCAAGGCUAUAGAUCAAGACAAGUUGCUCGCGUACUUAGGAAUGAAAAAUGAUACGAGAACUGACGCUACUAAGAUUAAACAGGAGCAGGAGAAGCAGCGCGGCUGGGCGGUGGAGGCGCUGUGCCGGCGCGGCGCGGCGCUGUGCCGCCUGCGGGCGCUGGCGCAUGCGGGGGCCGCGCGGGACAAGCUCAGCGACGCGCUGCACAGCAACCUCACCGACCUGCUCAAGUUCACCGACCUCACCGACUCCAAGGCUUUACACUACGGUGUCUGGCAUUGCUUCACCUUCAAGCAAUGGGGCCGCGCCAUCAAGUUACUGCAGAAGAUACAAGAAGAAAGACCUUCCAAGGAGGUAGAAGAACGACUCAUAGAGGCGUAUGGACAACUAGGCUGGAACUUUUUCGCUAAGUACUCGCAACUAUCGUUACCGACCAAGUACCCCUCGAGUUAUAGACCGUUCUAGAUCAUUCUAGAUUGUUCUACACUUCAAGUUGAAAGAAAUACGUUUCAAUGUGUACUGAUUCGUAGUUGUGCUGCGUUAAAGAUUUAAUGAAAUUGUAUUCUUUGAUGGAACUAUAAAGCAAAUAAUUAUGUGUAGGCAAUAAUGACAAGAGCUAAUUAAUUCGCGGCUUAUGUUUUGAGCUCUUUGUGUAGUGUUUUAUUUAAGAAAUGAAAGUCGAUAUAAAUUGUACUUCGACUUGAUACCGAACAGUACGCAUUGAAAAUAAAAUAUUUAUAAACAAAAGAGUUUUGCUUGAAGUUUACAAGUGCAGGCUUCGCGAACGUAAUACACUCAAACGUAACUGUUGUUUUAUAAUGCAGAUUAUUUUAAUAGGAAAUAAUAAUAAUACAGAAUUUUAAUAAUAGCCAGUUUUGAUCGAAAAUCUAAUUUUAGCAAAUAUUUUUAUAGGUUUUAGACAAAUUGUCGACGAUGUUACAUCGUUUUAAAUACCAUACAAGUCCAAAUGAAUAAAUUCUAGAUAGCUAAUUUUUCCUACGUGGAAAUGUUGUUGGGUACCUCAGUUUUACCUCUUCUCCCUUAAUGAAAUCUAUGUAUUACUUCAAUCAAUAAACUGCAAUUAGAAUAAGUACAGGUAAGCAUUACAUGUGACGAGAUUAAUUUGACGUUACGACAACAAAAUGACGAAAUAAAUUUAAAAUGACUUAUAGUUAUUUUAAUUGCAAUAAACUACUACAAGUAUCAAAUCCUAUGCAAUUAUGUUGACAAUUCAAUGAACUAAACUAUAAAUCAAUUAAUUAAAAUUCUUCCAUUUCAAUUCUAUUAUUUUCGAUAAUUUCUGAGGUGCGAACUGCCGGAUUGUUUAGAAUGAAUUAAAUAUAAAUAAUGUUAGGAGAUUAUUGUUUUAGUGAACUAAGCUUGGACCGUGGGCACGGUGCCCAGUGCUGGGUGAGCUUGCAUGCUAUAGAUGGACAAAGUUUGUACAACACUAAAGAAUCCUCUAUUGAUUGUACUAGAAUGAUCUUCAUAAGUAUUAACUGCCGAACUGAAUUUGUGCUAUAUUUAAGUUAAACUAAGAUAUUCUAUAGAUAAUAAGUAGUCACUUAUUUCACAGAUAAUCUCAAUUUAUUUAAUAUUGCAUGCAUUUAAAUGUCGUGUAUUCCGUCAACAUUUAUUAUUAUAUAAUAAUUUGUAUAAACAAUUCAAUUUUCUGUGCUAUGGUUUUUAUAUCUUUUUGUACGAACUUAGAAUAACUGAAAUUAAUAGACGAUUCUUUAGGCUAAAAAUGAAUGCUUUCAAUAGUCGGUCGUUGUGUAAAAUAAGCCAUUUUUAUAGUUUUAAUACAAAUUGUAAUGACAGGGUGCUCUUAUGUUGUGUGCUCAAAUAGUUCAAUGCUUUUACAUGGACACGUCAUUAAAACAAAUGUCAAAAAUAUUUAUGUUUAAUUUUUAAUAUAUACGAGACAUUUA